Messenger RNA from Triticum dicoccoides, 921 nucleotides. RefSeq names its product ras-related protein Rab-2-A-like. Bases 1 to 921 code for a protein of 306 amino acids. NCBI's taxonomy places the organism in Eukaryota, Viridiplantae, Streptophyta, Magnoliopsida, Poales, Poaceae. Gene Ontology annotation, molecular function: GTP binding; GTPase activity. The transcript has 7 exons. The record is from RefSeq and is a predicted model, not a curated record.
AUGCAAUCCGCUCGCCGCUUCACGUACACCAUCGUCGGCGACGCAGGUGUCGGGAAGACGUGCCUGGAGCGGCAGUUCACGUCCAGGACGUUCCAGGAGGUGCACGAUCUCACCAUCGGCGUUGAGUUCAGCACGCGCACCAUCAACGUCGACGACAAGCGCAUAAAGCUUGACAUCUGUGACACGGCUGGCCACGAAGCGUUCGUACCUAUUACUAAGCAAUUCUACUGCGGAGCUGCUUGUAUCAUUUUGGUUUAUGACAUCACAAGGAGGGAGACUUUUGAUCAUAUAGCUAUAUUGCUUGAAAGAGCAAGAGAGCUAUCGAGAGCCGGCGUAACAUUGGCGCUGAUCGGAAACAAAUGCGAUCUGUCUCACAUGCGUGCGGUCAGCUACGAGGAAGGGCGGGAGUUCGCCAAGAGGCAUGAUCUCGUGUUUAUGGAGACCUCUGCAAAAACCACACAAAAUGUUGAUGAGGCAUUCAUUCUGGCCGCGGAAAGAAUAUACAAGAAAGUCCAAGUUGGUGUCCUUGACUUACCUGAAAAGUCUCUCGAAACUUCGAAAUCUUUGGCAAGCCUUGGAGUUGUCAAAUCUAGGCAUGCCAAUAUGCUGGAUAGCCAAUUUUUGGCACAAAAUGGGUCGAUGGAAGUAGAUAUGAAGCUGAGAAAUCCUAAUGACCGGUUUAUGCACAAGGAUCCUUUUGAACUUGCUAACUUAGUGCCGUCGCUGGCCACGUUGGCUCGAUCCCGAGGUGUUUCCCCUCCCCUGAACAUUGGAUUUCAGUGCAUCAAGUUCACCAAUGAAUCUGACAACGAAUUCGUGGGUUGCUUGUGGGCUCUGAAAGAUGGACUCAUGGAUGGCCUUCCUUCGUGCAUGCCAAAUUGCCCAAAGGGUGACAGCAGUGAGGAUGAAGUGCUCAUGUGA